GUGUAGCAAAGCUAAAGACCAGGAGAGAUUUAAACAUGUCUACGAUAAAAAGUCCAUAAAUCAGAACAGAGUUGUUUCAAUCUUUAUUAAAUCCUUUUUAAACGGCUGUAAAUCCAGAGUGUGUCAGAAGCUCUUCAGGAUGACGGAGGACAAGAACCAUGAACCCGAAGGUCCAGAGGAACCCGAGCCCACGGUACCGGCAGAGGAGCCUGAGGUAAACCCUGAGGAGAAGCAGCUAACUGGGGCAGAUAAUCCUGAGGUAAACCCUGAGGAGAAGCAGCUAACUGGGGCAGAUAAUCCUGAGGUAAACCCUGAGGAGAAGCAGCUAACUGGGGCAGAUAAUCCUGAGGUAAACCCUGAGGAGAAGCAGCUAACUGGGGCAGAUAAUCCUGAGGUAAACCCUGAGGAGAAGCAGCUAACUGGGGCAGAUAAUCCUGAGGUAAACCCCGAGGUGAAGCAGUUAGAAGAUGAGAAGUGGAUGGCGGUGAAGGGGAAACAGGCGGACACUGAGUACCCAGAGGGCGGCUGGGGCUGGGUGGUCAUGCUCGCCUCUAUGUGGUGUAACGGCUCGGUGUUCGGGAUCCAAAACGCCUUCGGGAUCUUAUUCGUGUCCCUACUGAAGGAGUUCGGCUCCGAGAACGACCAAGACCUGCGUUUCAGGACAGCAUGGGUGGGCUCUCUGUCUAUGGGGAUGAUAUUUUUCUGCUCUCCGAUCGUCAGCGUGUUUACAGAUGUCUUCGGCUGCAGGAUCACGGCAGUGGGCGGAGCUGCGGUUGGUCUCAUCGGCCUCUUCGCUAGUUCAUUUGUCAAUUCUCUGGACGCUCUGUACUUUACGUAUGGUGUGGUGUUUGCGUGCGGAUGUUCGUUUGCGUAUCAGCCGAGCCUCGUCAUCCUCGGACAUUACUUUAAGAAGCGUUUGGGUUUAGUGAACGGUGUGGUGACGGCGGGGAGCAGCAUCUUCACCAUCUCUCUGCCUCCAUUGCUCUCGAUCAUGCUGAAAAAUCUCAGCCUGCACAACACCCUACGUGUCCUCUGCAUCCUGAUGUUUAUACUCAUGCUGGCAGGACUUACCUACAAGCCCCGCCUCCCUCAGCGGGCGGAGUCAAAAACAGCCUCGUUAAAGAGAAUCUGUAACGUCCAGAUCUGGAGGAGUCUGAGUUACAGGAUCUGGGCCUUUGGAAUUCCGGCUGCUCUCUACGGAUACUUCGUCCCCUAUGUCCACCUGAUGAAGCAUGUAGAGGAGCGUUUUGGCAAAGAUGCAAAUAAGGAGGUGUUACUGAUGUGCCUUGGCAUCACAUCUUGUGUGGGACGUCUCAUCUUUGGCCGUGUGGCUGAUUACGUCCCAGGAGUGUACAAAGUCUACUUGCAGGUUGCGUCAUUCCUGGUGAUUGGCCUGAUGUCGAUGUUGAUCCCGGUGUGUGAUGUGUUUGGUGGUCUGAUCACUGUGUGUUUACUGAUGGGGCUGUUUGACGGAUGUUUUAUCUGCAUCAUGGCUCCCAUCGCCUUUGAGCUUGUCGGCGCUGAGAACGUCUCUCAGGCCAUCGGCUUCCUGCUGGGCAUGAUGUCUGUGCCUAUGACUGUGGGUCCUCCUAUUGCAGGGUUCCUCCGUGAUCGCCUGGGGAGUUAUGAUGUGGCAUUCUACCUGGCGGGGAUCCCUCCUCUGAUUGGUGGAGCCGUGCUGUGCCUGAUCCCAUGGGUGGAGAGGAGGAAAGGGAGGAAGAAUAAAACUGAUGACAAGAAGAACGACAAGCAUGAGUCUGUCAUAUGAAUCACACACACACACACACAGACACACACACACCAUUUCUGAAGGACACACUGAAUAUAGACAUCAGGUGUGUUAAUUGUUCACAGCCGUGUUCUAUUUCUAUCGAGCACCAAAUGUCCCCAUAAGGUUUGUAUCUGACAGUUUGACUUAUUUGUAUUUUUUUGCAGUGCAGCUUUCAUUUAAACUCAAAGGUUUAUUUUCAAGGUUAUGUUUGGAUUUAAGGCAUUAAUUAGCUGCAUCAUUAAUAAUUAGUUCCUAACAAAGAUAGUGAGACAAGUGUGUUUUUUAUUCUUAACUUUACUCUAUCUAUCUAUGAUGGAUAUAUAUACGUAUAUGUAUAAAUAUAUUAAUGUGUUUGUAUGUAUAUAUACACAGAGAGAGAGAUGAGUAUUAUAUAAUUCAUUGUAUAAUUCAUUUCUAAACAAACAAAUUGGCUUAAAUAACUACCUUCUUUUUAAACGUCUAUGCAAGAGUUUUCCUCUGAGCUUUAUGUGCAUUAUGAAUUAAGAAUAUUACGUCAGAUUAGAUUUUUAUUACAUUUUUAUUGGUUUGUGUCACUUUACUAUGAAAACCAAAGAAAACUUUAGAGUUCGAUUCACACUAUGAUCUUAGACUCUGAUUAAUAAUAAUAACAAUGCAUUUUAUUUCAUGGCGCCUUUCAGAACACCCAAAGUCACCUUACAAGCAAUAUACAGGUCAUUACAUAAGACAAAACACUUAAACAAACAGCAUAUAUAUAUAUAUAAAGUGCAUUUAAGUCUCAAUAAAACAUGUUAUAAGAAAGCCUGUAUAAAAAGAUAAGUCUUAAGACGCGUUUUAAAAGUCAGCAAGCACUCGCUAGUCAGCAAGCGAUUACUGAUUAAAGCUUUAGUUACUUAGUUAUUUUUUAUUUCUCCUGAGGACUGAGUCCAUGUGUUAAAGUUCUCUAUGUAGACUAUAAAAUGUGAAAAAACUUCAGGGAAGUAAUUAAAUGUUAAUUAUUAACUGUUAAUGCUGAAAGGGCUGAUCUGGGGGAUAAUUAGCACAGUUAUUGUGUGUGAGUGUGUGUGUGUGUGUGUGUGAGAGUGUUAGUGUGUGUGUGUGUGUGAGGUCUGUGUGUGUGAGUGAGCGUGCGCGUGUGUGUGUGCAUGCUUGUGUGUGUGCGUGCGUGCGUGUAAGUGUUUGUGUGUGUGUGCGUGCGUGUGUGUGUGUCUGCGUGCGUGUGUGUGUGCGUGCUUGUGUGCGUGCGUGUGUGUGUGUGUAAGUGUGUGUGUGUGUGUCUGUGUGCGUGCGUGCGUGCGUGUGUGUGUCUGUGUGCGUGCGUGUGUGUGCAUGCGUGUGUGUGUGUGUGUGUGUGUGUGUGUGUGAUUCUGGACACUAUUUAGGAGAGGAUACAAACUUCUAAACGUUUAUAUUUAACACACACAGUUUAUAAAAUCCUUAUCAUUAUGUAAUUAUGUACAAAACUCUCAGGAUCCCCACAAAUGGAUGAAAUCUGUUUUGUCUGACUGUAUAAAUCUUCAUCACGUGAUUAAUGAGUUGAUCUGUAGGUUUAUGAAUAUAAUCUACCUCAGUUUUACACCAGAGGUUGACAGACACAAGAGACAUUUCAUUUAAGAUCAUUUUAUUAUUUUAAAAAGUUCUGUUGAAUCACACAACAUUAUUAUAUUGUGUUAUUAUAUCAUUGUUAGUGCCUUGAACUCACACGAGUCUUUAAUCAACCCCAAUUAUUUUUACACAAAGUUUUAUAUAUGAAUAAAAACAGCAUAAUCAUAUAUACCAAAUAUUCUAUACAUUUUGUUCUUUUUGCUCAUCUGUGUUUAUAAUCAUUUCAUUUUUUUAUGUUUUUUGGGUGUGUUUUUUGUCUUAAAUAGACUUUUCGUUCAGGUUGUUUACUUUGUGUUGGAAAUCAAUUGAAUGAAUCGACAUUAUUGAUUUAAUCUCAACAAAUGUUUCAAAGUUCAGACCUGUAAAGUUCAGUUAUCAUCAGCUCAGAGUCUUGUGUUGGGGAAAUGCUACUGUACUCCAGAGUGACAGUUCAGACUGCUGGAUUUGUGGCUCCUCGUGUCCUUACACACCUCCCUCUAGUCACAACAUGCUGCCCUCCUCCCCAAGUGGCCUGUGAGAUGAUGUUCAAAUGAUUAAUAGCACAAGCAGAGUUCAGUAUUUAUAGAUUUACAAAUGUAUCAUUGUUUUUUUCUAGUUUAUAUGCAAUGUGUGUGUGUGUGUGUGUGUGUGUGUGUGUGUGUGUGUUUACACAGCACUACUACGACUAGUAUUUAGUAUUUUGUUUGACAAUCAGACAAUCAGCAUAAAGGAAAUCAAUACUAUAGCUGUGAAAGAUAAUGAACGGCAUGAACAAAUUAUAUGCAGCUGAACCAAACGCUUUUAUUUACUGCACCGGAAAAAAGGAAUUCGAUCUGAAAUCCAAAAACAGUGACGUGGGCUCCGUCCGAACACCGAAGUUCCUGACUGGUUGGUGUUCAUAUUACAAACUCAGAACUUUUAAAUGUCUUUAUUGAUUGUUGGAAUUUUAACAUUGUUUUUGUUCUAAAUCUCAUAACUUUCACUAAGAAAAGCAAAAGAAAUCUCCCAGGGAAUCUGAUCUGAUAGAUCAGAUAGAUGGAGUUAGAUCAGAUCUGCAGAUAGACCGUAGGUUCAGUCUGUAACUGACUGACAGAUCAUGAACUUUAACCUUACAUCAGACUCACUGUCUGAUCUUACAUUCGGCCUUUUUGUGAGCGAUAAAAUCAGGAGCUGUCAUUAACCUCCCUGUCCACUGCUCCACCCUCCAGCACAGGGCAGCAUGGGGCAGUGUAGGUCCUGCCCUAAUGGACCUCGAUUACAGCUUGUUGCAGUUCCCAUUAUUGACCACUAGGUGCAGUAAUAACUGAUAUUAAAGCGAGUUAAUCUUCAGCUUCUUUGUCUGUCAAUCAGUGUUAUAUUAAACAACAGGUGAUUAGUGUUUAGAGCAGAGCUCAGCAUCAGUCUGUGUGUGUGUGUGUUACCCAUAAUGCACUGUGACUGGGCCAGUUGUUUACAGAUGUUAUUAUCAGUUCGUUUCAGAGCUCCACGCUGCUUAACUUCAUCACCAUCAUCUUAGGAGAUGAAACAUGUUCUUCACUGACUGACUUCUUUCCACACUUCAUUGACCCUGAUCUCUUCUCUGUGGGUCACAGGAUACAAAAUGCAUGUUUUUUUGUAAUAUUGUAGAAAACAAUAAAGAAAAAUCUGAUUAUAAUCAA
Tachysurus vachellii is the source of this 4992-nucleotide messenger RNA. It is a transcript of the gene slc16a10, whose product is annotated as solute carrier family 16 member 10. Gene Ontology annotation, biological process: transmembrane transport. The record is from RefSeq and is a predicted model, not a curated record. The coding region runs from base 140 to 1768 and encodes 542 amino acids. Gene Ontology annotation, molecular function: monocarboxylic acid transmembrane transporter activity. The transcript has 7 exons. NCBI's taxonomy places the organism in Eukaryota, Metazoa, Chordata, Actinopteri, Siluriformes, Bagridae.